Penicillium cosmopolitanum is the source of this 528-nucleotide messenger RNA. RefSeq names its product RNA-binding protein. The record is from RefSeq and is a predicted model, not a curated record. The transcript has a single exon. NCBI's taxonomy places the organism in Eukaryota, Fungi, Ascomycota, Eurotiomycetes, Eurotiales, Aspergillaceae. Gene Ontology annotation, molecular function: RNA binding. The coding region runs from base 1 to 528 and encodes 175 amino acids.
AUGAGUGACACCACCCGACUUAAGAGUACGAUCUACGUUGGCGGCCUGGACCAAGGUGUGACGGCGCAUACACUGGCAGAGGCAUUUGUGCCUUUUGGAGAAGUAGUCGACAUCUCCCUGCCCAAACCAGAUGGCCCCAACAAAACUGGCGACAAGCACCGCGGAUUUGGAUAUGUCGAAUUUGACUUGCCGCAGGACGCCAAAGAAGCUAUCGACAACAUGGAUGGCAGUGAACUAUACGGCCGCACUAUCAAGGUCGCAGCUGCCAAGCCGCAAAAGGAUGCCAACGAGGGUCUGGGCAGCAAGACCGCUAUCUGGGAACAGGUAUGUGAAGCUCUAUUGUGCUUUGUUCUUUGGCCACUACCGUACCAUUGCUCACCAUUCAUUAUAGGAGGGUUAUCUUGCCAAACAUGCAGUGAGCGAGGAGGACCGCCUCGCUGCGGAGGAAGCACAGGCCGCGAUGACCGUCCCCAAGACCCAAUGGAGGGUCUAGAGCAACUUGAUGUGGCUGGGCCGAAGCCCGAGUGA